Molecule: messenger RNA, 2578 nt
Organism: Glycine soja
Lineage: Eukaryota; Viridiplantae; Streptophyta; Magnoliopsida; Fabales; Fabaceae
Product: cytokinin dehydrogenase 5-like
Exons: 5
Coding region: 743-2338 (531 amino acids)
Biological process (GO): cytokinin metabolic process
Molecular function (GO): cytokinin dehydrogenase activity; FAD binding
Source: RefSeq, a predicted model, not a curated record
AUGGAUCAAGAGAUGCGCUGUUUCCACAUUGAGGCACGUGUCUCCUCGGUCCAGUCACGUGAAGAUUCACGUGCCUUUACUCUUAGCUUGAGCCUCAGUUCCUCGUGGUCCUCUCUCUGUCCUAUAAAUUGAGAGCCUGUAUCUUACAUCCUAGACACACAGUUGUUUGUGAAUCACUAGCUCAUUCAUCACAACUCGCCGCACUCACCAACCUACCCAGCUACUUUCCUUCUAAUUUUCAUGCCAAACCCUUUUUCUUUCUUUUAUGAGAGACUCGAUCAUCCUCUAUCUUUACUAGCUAGCUAGAUCAUCAAUUCCUUUCUAGUAAUUUGUUUAUAAUUAUUUCUCAAUUUGCAUCUGUUCGAUCUUAUAGACAUACAUAUCUCCUAAACAACACAUAGAGAUUUUUUUUAAAAAAAAGUUACAAGUAGAAAGUUUUGGCAAGAAUCGAAGAAAGUGAGUGAGAGCAAAGAAUCUUCAUCUUUCUGCAUGUUGCGUACAGAAUCUUUAAAGCGAAAUCCUGCUUACGUUAACCCACGACGCUGUACCAAGAUUUUGUUCUCUUCUCUAGAGCUUCCCAAGAUUCUUGCUUUCCCUCAUCCACCACCCCCACUACCGAAUAACUCAUCAUCGUACGCCACACACAUGACACAUGACAUGCAUGUAUCUUCAUUAAUUCCUUAGCGAAACCACACGUACGCUAGCUAUUUUUUUAAUUAUUUAUUCUUAUCUUGGUCUAUUAAUGGCUGUCAACAACAACAAGCUUGUUCUGUUAACAUUCACCAUAUGCCGUUUAAUAGUAACGGUGGUCCCAGAGCUGCUCGAUUUGGGACUCCAGGGUCGUCUCAGCGUUGACACGUGGGAACUGGAGGCGGCUUCAGUGGAUUUCGGGAGGCUGAGUAGAGGGGAGCCUUCGGAGGUGGUGCACCCUGCCACGGCAGAGGACGUGGCUAGGGUGGUGAAUGCAGCGUUCGAGUCCCCGUUCGCCGUGUCGGCCAGGGGGCACGGACAUUCGAUAAACGGGCAAGCCCUUAUAAAAGAGAAGAAAGGGGUGGUGAUUGAAAUGGGAAAAAGUGAUAGUGGUGACAACAACGAUCACAAUGGUGAUAGUAAUAUUAUCAGAGUGUGUGAGAAAGGAAUGUAUGUGGAUGUGUGGGGUGGGAAGUUGUGGAUAGAUGUUUUGAGUGCAACAUUGGAGUAUGGGCUGGCUCCCAUGUCUUGGACCGAUUACUUGUAUUUGUCUGUGGGUGGAACCCUAUCCAACGCUGGAAUUAGUGGACAAACCUUCAAUCACGGUCCUCAGAUCACCAAUGUUUAUGAGCUCGAUGUCGUUACAGGAAAGGGUGAGCUGGUGACAUGUUCAGAAGAUCGUAACUCGGAGUUAUUCCAUUCUGUUCUUGGUGGUCUUGGACAAUUUGGAAUCAUCACAAGGGCUAGAAUUGCUCUCGAACCAGCUCCUCACAGAGUAUGUGUUCGGUGGAUACGAGUACUGUAUUCAAAUUUUGCAAGGUUUUGUAAGGACCAGGAGUAUCUGAUAUCUCUGCAUGGGAAAGCAGCAAGGGAGAGAUUCGACUAUGUGGAGGGUUUCGUGAUAGUUGAUGAAGGGCUGAUCAACAAUUGGAGGUCUUCGUUCUUUGCAGCUAGUAACCCUGUUAAAAUCACUUCCCUCAACGCUGACGGAGGUGUUUUGUACUGCUUGGAGAUUACCAAAAACUACGACCAAGGGAACGCAGAUUCUGUUGAUGAGGAAAUACAAGCUCUAUUGAAAAAGUUAAAUUUUAUACCAACAUCGGUUUUCACAACGGACUUGCCUUACGUGGAUUUUCUGGAUCGUGUACAUAAGGCAGAGCUGAAGCUUAAAUCCAAGGGUUUAUGGGAUGUACCUCAUCCAUGGCUCAACCUUUUUGUUCCAAAAUCAAGGAUAGAGGACUUCGACAAGGGUGUGUUCAAGGGCAUUCUUGGAAAUAAGACAAGUGGGCCUAUCCUCAUAUACCCUAUGAACAAAAACAAGUGGGACCAUCGAAGCUCAGUGGUGACACCAGAAGAGGAUGUGUUUUACCUGGUGGCAUUUCUAAGAUCAGCAUUGGAUACUGAGACAUUGGAGUACCUAACUAAUCAGAACCGUCAGAUUCUGAGAUUCUGCCAUGAUUCAGAGAUCAAGGUGAAACAGUACCUACCCCAUUACACUACGCAGCAGGAGUGGAUGGACCACUUUGGUGAUAAGUGGACCCAAUUCAAUGCCAGGAAGAUGCAAUUCGAUCCCCGCCGAAUCUUAGGCACAGGGCAACAAAUUUUUCAAUUUCAUCCCUCCCUCACUCCCAACAAGGAUGAUAUGUAAUAUGUAGAAAGUAGAGCAAACAUGCAAAAUAGAUAAAUAAGGGAAGUGAUGAUGGGUUCAAGUUGAGUAGCAAGUCUAGGGCUUACAAAAUAAACAAGUGUUGUAUUAUUGUAAUUAGGAGUAAAUUACAAGGAGGAUCAUAGCAAAAAGAAAAAAAGAAUUACAAGGGUUUUUUCAAACGGUGUGGACAUGUAGUUGUACUACAUUAGUGAAGGAUCAAGAGUGGUUGAGUUGUUGAUG